Molecule: messenger RNA, 2039 nt
Organism: Ylistrum balloti
Lineage: Eukaryota; Metazoa; Mollusca; Bivalvia; Pectinida; Pectinidae
Product: syntaxin-5-like
Exons: 10
Coding region: 165-1241 (358 amino acids)
Biological process (GO): intracellular protein transport; endoplasmic reticulum to Golgi vesicle-mediated transport; vesicle fusion
Cellular component (GO): Golgi membrane; endomembrane system; SNARE complex
Molecular function (GO): SNARE binding; SNAP receptor activity
Source: RefSeq, a predicted model, not a curated record
GGUGCUUGUGUAUUGCGGUGUUGUUUAGUGACUUUAUUUGACAGAAGAGAAGUGAGAAGUCUGAUCUUACACAGUCUUUUACUGUUUUUAUUACACCAUAUAUAAGGACAAUCAAAAGACUGAGAAUCACUGACUUUAUGGUGAUGUAAGGUGCUAAAUUCCAAAUGAUCGCUAGACGUAGGAGAGUUAACUCUGGAUCUGAAAAUCAUCAGGAACAACAAUACAACACCCAGCACAGUGGGACCACUUUUGUAAGCGGGAGCCCGUCAUCGGCCCCAGCAGCACAUCUAGACGCAGAAAUGUCAUGUCGAGACCGUUCCACAGAGUUUAUGUCUGCAGUGAAACUCCUGCAAUCACGACAGGGAAAUGGAGUUAAUCAUCAGAAACAGAAUCAUGCCCUCAGACAGAGAAGUGAAUUUACACAGAAAGCAAAAGCUGUGGGUAGAGACUUGUCCAACACAUUUUCAAAGCUUGAAAAGCUCACAAUUUUGGCUAAGAGGAAGUCAUUAUUUGAUGAUAAACCUAUUGAGAUACAGGAGUUGACUUACAUCAUCAAACAGGACAUUACCAGUCUAAACAAACAGAUUGCAAUGUUGAUGAGUCUGGCUCGGUCACAGAGCUCUCAAAAUGGCCGCCACUUACAAAGUCAUUCCAACACUGUAGUUGUAUCACUACAGUCAAAACUGGCUUCAAUGUCCACUGACUUCAAACAGGUACUGGACGUGCGAACAGAGAACCUGAAACAACAGAAGUCAAGACGAGAGCAAUUUUCACAACCUGUCGGUGCCACACCAGUUGCAUCAUCAGGAUUUGGUGACAGAAGUCAAUCAGUCUUACUUCAAGACGAAGCCAACCACAUGAAUGGGUCAGCACAGGGUGGAGAUUUCAUUCUUAACAUGGAUGGACAAUCUGUGGAAAAAUCCAAAUAUCAACAGCAAAUGCAGAUCAUUGAAGAACAGGAUUCAUAUAUACAAAGUCGAGCAGAAACGAUGCAAAAUAUUGAGUCUACAAUCGUGGAAUUGGGAUCUAUAUUUCAACAAUUUGCACACAUGGUAAAAGAGCAAGAAGAAACAGUACGAAGAAUUGAUUCAAAUGUUGAGGAAACACAAAUGAAUGUGGAGGGAGCACACAGUGAAAUAUUGAAAUAUUUCCAGUCAGUGACUUCUAAUCGGUGGUUAAUGAUAAAAAUCUUCGGUGUCGUCAUUAUUUUCUUUAUAUUCUUUGUUGUGUUCAUGGCAUAAGAAGCGUCCAGCGAUAUUGUUGACACUCUGCAGAGAAAAUGGUAAUAACAUCGGAUCAUGAGAAUCAUGGAACUUGUUUCAGAUCAGGCUGAGGAUCUUUCAAGUUAUGACUUUAUAUUACCUAAUACAACAGUAAAUUGCCUGGAUGUAUUCUAUCUGAAAUUGAUUUCAUCAUGAUCAGUUAUUCUUCAAACAUCCUAAUAAGUUUUCACCGAAGUAUUAAUUCAUAAAACAUAUACCAAAAAGAAGAAAGGGCAACAUGUUAUGAAAUUUCCUUACACAAAUGUCGUUAAUUAACUGACAGCUUUAGGGAUCAGGAGUUGAAAAGGACACAGAAAUUAGAACUCCUUCAAGGAAAGUAAAUAUUGUUUUAAAAGCAAUAUUACGUCAGGAAGGAAAAUACUAUGUGAACAUUUUUGAAAUAUUAUUGAUACGCCAAUAUAUUGAAUUGGAUUUUUAUUUAUUUGAAAGUUGUAAGUAGUGCAUACAAUGAUGUACACAAGAAACAUACAACUAGACGAUUGCGGUACACUAUGGACCUUCAUGGCAAAUCGUGUACAGACAUACUAUAUUGUGCCAACACGAGUCUUGCUGGUCAAUGUCCAGUGAGAGUGACACUCUGUCCAGUGGUGUGAUGACCAUUGGUCUUGUACAGCUACCUGCUGAACACUGUGAUCAAUCUCAAGGAUGCCUUCUGUAUAUAUGGUAUCCUAUUAUUGAUUUCAAAUUCACAAAUUGUUCUACACAGAGCAAAAAAGAUUGUAAUCUAUGAAAGUUUGAAAUACAAUGUGCAAUCAA